Messenger RNA from Sporothrix brasiliensis 5110, 1641 nucleotides. RefSeq lists its product as uncharacterized. The coding region runs from base 1 to 1641 and encodes 546 amino acids. The transcript has a single exon. The record is from RefSeq and is a predicted model, not a curated record. NCBI's taxonomy places the organism in Eukaryota, Fungi, Ascomycota, Sordariomycetes, Ophiostomatales, Ophiostomataceae.
AUGCCCGGCUCGUUGCGGGACCGUCACCGCGACAGGGAGGAUAACGGAAACGACAGCAACGACAGCAACAUCGAGCACAUCAUUCGCCGAGUGCUCGCCCUGGCUCUUCACAAGUUUGACAACGGGGGCGACACGAAUCGAGAGAGCAGCCGAGACGAUCGACCGCCAGCCGACCGCGGCGCCGGCGACAGCGACCUCGCCAAACUCGUGCUCGGCCAGGUGGUCCAGUUUGGCAUCCGGCGGUACCUCAAAAGCCGCGAAAAGAAGCGGGCCACGGCAGCCAAAGCCACGUCCAAGGCGAACAUGAGGAUACCGAGAUUCAGCCUGCCGGGGGCGCAGCCCGGAAGUCCACCGGGGCCCGUGCAGGCGGACAGAGGACUUGCCGAGAGAGGACUGCGUGAGGGCAACUUCGACGGAGGUCCGAACCAAUACUAUCCUCUACAACAACAGCAGCAACACCCAUAUCCUCCCCCACCGCACCAGCACCACCGCCGCCGCGACGACUUGGAAGACCGCCGGUACGAGCGCCGCGAGCGGUAUGAACGGCGACUCGAGCGGGAGCGUCUGGAACAGCUGGAGCGCGAGCGGCUGCGAGGGGGUGACCGUCCUGGUCGUUCGGAAGGGAUGCACCAGACACGGCAUCCUCACCAGUCGCCCUCAGAUCGCGCCCCAUCCUCUGAACAGCCACGGCUGCGACGGGUUCCACGGACGCCUCUUCCAAAGAGCUAUCCGACCUCGUCGUUUCCAGAGGCAAGAGAGCCUUUGAGAGAUUGGGGCGAACAGGGGGAAGAACAGCAGCAGCAGCAGCAGCAGCAGCAGCAGCAGCCACCAUCACAGCCCCCGCGAGACGUUGCCCGCGAGCAGAGGGCGUACCAGAGACGGCAAGAGUCGUUUGGUGCGACGCCGCGACCGUUUCCCGCAGAUCUGCUUGGAAGCGGUCCUGGUCCCGGUCGCGGCGGCCGAUACAGAUAUGCGAGGCUGCCAUCACAAGUAGACGACGAUGCCGUCCCGCACCCGCACCCGCACCCGCCACCUCCGCCACAGCCCUUUUCCUGGGAGUCGGUGCCCAUCUACCCGCCGCCCGCUCCGAGGGCGACCAAAAGACAAGCGCCCGAGUCCCGGCCAGCAGCCGCCCGCCCCGCCGACCUGCCCACGCCGCCCAUCUCGCCCCAAAAGACACCGGCCGCCACCGACAGGCAGGCGGCGCCCGCCGACGUCCACGCCCAUGUGCGCCGUGCGCUCGACGACCUGCUGGUGCAGCUCCGCCGGACGGACAGCGUCGUCUACCGCGCCAUGUACCGGCCGCCCGUCGUCGGGGACCACCAUCGCCUCCACCGGCACCACCAUCACAGCCACGAGCGAGGCCAGUUGCUCUUCCACGCAGCCGAUCUGCAGCGGUCGAUUGCACAAACCAAGGCCGAGAUACGGGGUCUGCAGGGUGUCCUGGGCAUGGCGAGCAGAGACGGGCCAGAAAGGGGCGGGCCAGAAGGGGACGAGCCCGACGGAAGACGAGAGGGGCGAGACAGGGGGAAAGAGGCGAGAAGAGGACGGGAGCAGGGACGAGACCAGGGACGAGACAAGAGACGAGAGAAGCAGGUGACGAUGCAAGUGCCCGGUGAGAAAGGAACAGAUGGGCAGUGA